This is a messenger RNA of Galendromus occidentalis (western predatory mite), 1276 nucleotides long. RefSeq names its product protein phosphatase 1 regulatory subunit 7. Gene Ontology annotation, molecular function: protein binding. The transcript is spliced from 5 exons. The record is from RefSeq and is a predicted model, not a curated record. The coding region runs from base 130 to 1071 and encodes 313 amino acids. NCBI's taxonomy places the organism in Eukaryota, Metazoa, Arthropoda, Arachnida, Mesostigmata, Phytoseiidae.
AAGUAAUUUUCGCCCAGGGUUGAGGGUGCCAUAGCGUUUCUUCAAUCGACCUCUCCAGAGUUUCGAACAAUCCCACAGCCAAUCGGCUCUGGCUGAGUUCAAGCAGGAACAACCUUCAGUCCAAAAGAGAUGGAUGUUACACCUAGAGCAGGAGCUGCUCCAUCGGCGGGGACGGGCGAUGGUGAUGAAGCUGUUGAAGAAAUCAUCAUAGAUCCCUCUUCGGAAGAGGUUGACUUCAACCACAGUCGAAUUACAGAGAUCCAAGGAUUGGAAGUCCUCCAGAAUAUUCGCGUCCUCGGUUUCAGGAACAACCUAAUCAAGAAGAUCGAGAACCUGAAUUCCCUCACCACAUUGGUCGAAUUGGAAUUGUAUGACAAUCAGAUAACCAAAAUCGAGAACCUUGACUCUCUUGUGAACCUGGAAGUUUUGGAUUUGUCCUUCAAUCGUUUGAGCGUGAUCGAAAAUCUAUCGUCGCUGCGAAAACUCAAAAAGUUGUACUUUGUGAACAAUCGCAUUUCGAAAAUCGAGAAUCUCGAGGCCUUGACUGAUCUUCGGUUGCUCGAGCUGGGAGCCAACAGAAUUCGUGUGAUCGAGAACUUGGAAACAUUGACUAAUCUCACGGAGCUCUACGUUGGAAAGAACAAAAUUUCAAAAUUGCAAGGCCUCGAGAAUCUCGUCAACUUGGAGACCUUGAGCGCUCAGAGCAAUCGCUUGACGUGUAUCGAGGGCCUCGAUAAUUGUCUGAAACUCAAGGGUCUCUACCUGUCGCACAACGGCAUCGAAGAACUCCAGAAUCUCCAGAACAACAGAGAUCUGCGAACACUGGAUUGCGCAGCGAACAAGAUCAAGAGGCUUACAGGUGUAUCACAUCUGAAAGAACUAACAGAGUUUUGGUUCAAUCACAACCUGAUCGAAGACUGGCAUGAGGUGGAGACCCUGAGCGAGUUCCCGAAGCUAGAUACGGUCUACCUGGAGGGAAAUCCCAUCGCUCGAGAUCCUAGUUAUCGUCGGAAGAUCAUGCUGAUUGCGCCUGUCGUCAACCAGAUAGACGCUACGCUAUGCCGAUCAUAAGCGCUCGACUGCUCCCCACGAAACUGCGUCGACAUCACAAGCGCCAUCGUGUAAUUAAUUUAUUGUUCUAUGUUUCCUCACGAGUAAGGAAGGCCAAAGCUGAUAAGCGUGUCGGUGCGAAUGUUCACACUGUCGUGUUGCAUAUCGAUGUAUUUGUCUACAUGUGUUCAGCUCGCGGAAUAAAAAAAACAGAUUGUCUCCCAAA